Vicia villosa (hairy vetch) is the source of this 2004-nucleotide messenger RNA. RefSeq names its product pentatricopeptide repeat-containing protein At1g77360, mitochondrial-like. Gene Ontology annotation, molecular function: protein binding. The record is from RefSeq and is a predicted model, not a curated record. Bases 108 to 1559 code for a protein of 483 amino acids. NCBI's taxonomy places the organism in Eukaryota, Viridiplantae, Streptophyta, Magnoliopsida, Fabales, Fabaceae. The transcript is spliced from 2 exons.
AUCCCUUGGUAGGGUUUAUUUAGAUUUCUUUUACAGUUUCUGCGCAGGUGAGAGAGAACAAAAAAAUUAGGAGAAAAAAAAAAACAAGUGGAAGAAGAAGAAGAAACAUGAACGUUAACCGAAAGAGAAGCUACCAUUCAAUUUCAUCUCCUUCACCAUCAGUUCCAAUCCUUCAAAACACCACAACUCUCUCUCCACUACCAUUACCACCACUCGGCAAUACCAAAUCCCUCUUUGAAAUCAUCUCCACAAACCCUUCCCUUACCGUCGAAAAAUCUCUCGAAGAUUCCCGCCUCGAUGUCACACCACAAGACGUCGAACAAGUCCUCAAGCUCUCCUACCGCUUCCCCGCCCAGGCCGUCAAAUUCUUCCGCUGGUCCGGCCACCGCAUCAACCACAACCACACUCCCUACGCGUGGAACCUCGUGAUCGAUAUUUUAGGUAAAAACCGUUUGUUCGAUGCAAUGUGGGACGCGGUUAAAUCUAUGCGGAGAGAAGGUUUGCUUUCGCGGUCGACGUUUGCGUCGAUUUUCGCUAGCUAUGUUAAUGCGGGGAGAAUUGCUGAUGCUGUGACGACUUUUGAGGUUAUGGAUGGGUAUGGCUGUGUGAGGGAUGUUGUUUCGUUGAAUUCGUUGUUGAGUGCUGUUUGUAGUAGCGGUAGGGUUGUUGAGGCUUGUGAUUAUUUGCAGAUUGGGAAGAAGCUUGUGAGGCCGGAUUCGGAUACGUAUGCGAUUUUGAUGGAGGGUUUGGAGAGUGAUGGGAAUGUUGUUGGUGCUAAAGAGACUUUUGCUGAGAUGGUUAUUGAGAUUGGUUGGGAUCCGGUUAAUGUUCCGGCUUAUGAUUCGUUUCUUUGUACUGUGAUUAAGGGGCCGGAUGGGAUUCGUGAUGCUGUUAAGUUUUUUGAUUCGAUGAGAGAUAGGAGGUGUUAUCCGGGGGUUAGGUUUUUUAGAGUUGCGCUUGAUGAGUGUGUUAGGUUUCAUGAUGUAAGGAGGGCGGAGUUUUUUUGGGAUGUUAUGUUGGGGAAAACCGCGUUGCAGCCUACGACUGCUAUGUAUAAUUCGAUGAUUGCUUUGUAUUGUUAUCAUGAUGAUAUUGAUGCUGCUAUGAAGAUGCUUGAUGGAAUGGUUUAUAAGGGGGCUUUUCCUGAUGCCCUUACUUAUAAUUUGUUGUUUAGGUUUUUGAUUAAAGGGAGGAAAACAAGGGAGGCGUCGAGGAUGUUUGUUGAGAUGCUGAAGAAUGAGUGUCUUCCUGAUCAGCUUAACUGUGAUGCGGCGGUCAGGCUUUAUUUGGAUAAGGGGGAUCCUGUUAUGGCUAUAAAAAUUUGGAAGUGUUUGGUUGAGAAUUACCGUGAGGAUUUAGAGGGUACUGCUAAUCUGCUGGUUGUAGGGCUUCGAGAUAAUGAUAGGGUCCCUGAAGCAGUUAAGUAUGCCGAGCAUAUUAUUGCUAUUGGAAUCAAGUUAACUUCUUCUACAUUGUCAAAGCUGAGACAAAGCCUUGUCAAAGAAAGAAAAGAAUUUGUGUAUGAUGAACUUAUAGCAAAGUGGAAAGCGGCCUAUUAGUUAUUGUUUCAGGUUUUCACCUGCUUGAAUGAUCAAAGUGCAAUAAGAUAUGAGCCAUACCGGGAGUGGAUUGGUUUUGUCAAAGAUUUUAUAGACAUACAAAUUUUGUAAAUGGAUUGUCUUGUUGGUCCUAUUGUGGUGUUAACGGGCACUCCCUGUAAGUGUGUGGCCUUGUAUGUUCUGUUCUAUAGAUGUUAUUUAGUGUUAUAAGAUAUUUAGUGUUAGUUGAAAAGGGUUAUCAAAUAUCAAUUCUUCUCAUUCCUCAGUGCUCUCUGUCUAUUUAGGCUUCACAUUUUGAUAAUGAGGUUAUCCUUUAUGACUUAUGAGAGAUUUUUAAACACCUCAUAAACACUUUAUUGUCAUUAGAUUUAUACAUAAAAUUCUUCCUAGCGACACUGCUUGAAAAAUCGACUCAAUUUAUUAGAUUGCCUCAUUAUUGAUUUUC